Andrographis paniculata is the source of this 1086-nucleotide messenger RNA. RefSeq names its product replication protein A 32 kDa subunit A-like. Lineage: Eukaryota; Viridiplantae; Streptophyta; Magnoliopsida; Lamiales; Acanthaceae. Gene Ontology annotation, biological process: nucleotide-excision repair; double-strand break repair via homologous recombination; DNA replication. Gene Ontology annotation, cellular component: site of double-strand break; DNA replication factor A complex; nucleus. Gene Ontology annotation, molecular function: DNA binding. Bases 16 to 939 code for a protein of 307 amino acids. The record is from RefSeq and is a predicted model, not a curated record. The transcript is spliced from 10 exons.
CAAAACUAUGUGAAAAUGGCGCGAAACCCUAAAAGACACUCGGAAAAAACAUUUAAAAAGACACGUCGCCGACUCCGUUAUUUUAUUCGUUUCGCAGCGACGGCGACUAGGGCAGAGAAAAUGAUGUUCGAGAGUAGCCAAUACGACACGGCGGCCGGCGGGGGCGGUUUCGUCUCCUCGCAGUCUGCCGAUCCGUCUCCUACACCUGCCAAGAGUCGGGAUAAUCAGCCGAUGUGUCCGGUGACGGUGAAGCAAAUAGUCGAAGCGACUCCGUCGGCCGACGACAAGUCGAAUUUCGUCAUCGACGGCGUUGAUGUGUACAAUGUGAAAUUGAUUGGAAUGGUGUAUGAAAAAUCAGGAAGGGUUACUGAUGUUUCUUUUGUGCUUGAUGAUGGCACUGGCCGCAUUACCUGUCACAGAUGGGUAAAUGAUGCACAGGACACCAAGGAAGUGGAAGGAUUAAUGGAUGGCAUUUAUGUACGAGUUCAUGGACAUUUGAGGACUUUCAAAGGGAAUAAGCAAUUAGAGGUUUAUGCAAUCAGGAAUGUGACUGAUUACAAUGAGGUUGCAAGCCAUUUCCUCGAAUGCAUAUACAACCACUUCAUGCAUACUAAAGCACAGAGCAAUGGAACCACUUCUGCUCCUGCACCAACCCCAUCGACUGCCAGCACUCCCAUUACAUCACACCCUGCUAUACCAUCUACCCAACUGUCUCAAGAGUACAAUUUGGAAGGGCUAGGGAACAUCGACAAGAUGAUCAUCGACUAUCUUGAACAGCCUUCCUCCCUGGCACAAGAAAAGGGUGUCCAUCGAAAUGAAAUUGCACAGAAGCUAAAAAUUUCCCAGGAGAAACUGAUGGAAGCAAUGGAAACUCUUGAAUCAGAGGGGCUGGUGUAUUCAACAAUCGAUGAAUUUCACUAUAAGUCUACUUCCUCUUAGUUCUUUUAUUAUUCUAUUUUACUGCUUUCUUUAGUUCUACUGCUACUUGACUUAAAUAUUAUGCUAGGAAUGAUACAAAUUGUCGUAUUUUGGAUCGUAUUCUAGUUUUUAAAAUUUUUAGGUUGUGUUAUUCAAUGUUAUUAGAAA